Molecule: messenger RNA, 816 nt
Organism: Octopus sinensis (East Asian common octopus)
Lineage: Eukaryota; Metazoa; Mollusca; Cephalopoda; Octopoda; Octopodidae
Product: zinc finger protein 431-like
Exons: 3
Coding region: 1-816 (271 amino acids)
Biological process (GO): negative regulation of transcription by RNA polymerase II
Molecular function (GO): DNA-binding transcription repressor activity, RNA polymerase II-specific
Source: RefSeq, a predicted model, not a curated record
AUGAGGGUCUUCGAUAGGGAUCUCCGUCGUUUAAAAACCAUCAGAACUGAGAAAUACUACAACAGGAUUUAUAAAUACAACGACAAUCAACUCGUGUGUGGUGGUCACGAUAUUAGAGACAUAACUCAAGAAGAGAGACACAAGAAAUACAAAAGUAAAUGGAGAAACAACAAGGAUUACUAUAUUUGCGAUGACCCCAGCAUCUUUGACCCUUAUUAUGUGGAUGUGGUUGAUAUCAAAGAUGGGAAAUGUAAAGAUGAAGUGCGUCGUGAGAAGAUGAGGAGAUUGGGAAGGUUGGAGGGAGAUGAAGGGGUGGUGGAUGGUGUGGGAGUCACAUCUUUUGGUGAUGUUGUUGUUUUGGGGAAGCAGAUAAAGAAGGAGUUUGGAAUUUGGGGAGUUUAUUGUUUUGUGGAAUGGUUCAGGGAAAAGUCUUUGAAAGGUAGCUUGACGUCACACAAACGUCUUCAUAAAGGAGAGAAGACUUAUCACUGUAAUGUCUGUGGUACAUCAUUCUCUGACCAAAGUAUUUUAACUACUCACAUACGUGUUCAUACAGGGGAGAAGCCAUAUCACUGCAACAUCUGUGGCAAGUCUUUCUCUAAAAGUAUUACCUUAACUAAACACAAAUGUAUUCAUACAGGGCAGAAACCAUUUGACUGUGACAUCUGUGGUAAAUCAUUCUCUCGAAAUUAUAACUUGACUGUACACAAACGAUCUCCAGGUUUCCGAGACAAACAACCAGUGCAGAUUUUUCGUUUGGUUAUUACUGAAAACAACCUGAUUGCAAUAUACGACAGGAAAAAUAAAACACAUUAA